Molecule: messenger RNA, 858 nt
Organism: Dictyostelium purpureum
Lineage: Eukaryota; Evosea; Eumycetozoa; Dictyosteliales; Dictyosteliaceae
Exons: 2
Coding region: 1-858 (285 amino acids)
Source: RefSeq, a predicted model, not a curated record
AUGUCAAAUGGUUCAAAUAUCAUCCCAUGUUUAAAUAGUUUAAUUAAAGAUACAAAUAUAAAUAUAAAUAAUCAAAAUAAUCAAAAUUUUAUAGAAUCAUUAAUAAAAUUUUCAAAUAUAGUCACAAUAAAAGAUAAUACCAGCGAAAUUGAAAUCGAUUAUGUUUUAAAUAUUAUUUUAAAUUAUUUUAAAACAGAUUUUUAUAUAGACAAUCCAUUUUUUUUCGAUAGUUUUAUAGAUUUUUUAAAAACAACAAGCAAUUUUAACUUUUAUAACUUUUUAAAAUCAAUUUUGGUUUUAAAUAUACCACCAAAUUUUCAAUAUUAUUUCAUAGAUAGAUUAAUAGAAUAUAAUAAUAAUGUUAAUAAUAACAACGGUAAUAAUAAUGUAUUACCAGAAGAUUCUUUGUUAAAAGAGAUUUUAAAUAAAAAUAAAAAUGAUAAAAUAGUUUUAAAUAAAUUAAUAGGUUUUGGUAGAUUUAAAAAUAAUAGUAGCAAUAAUAGUAAUACAUUUAAUGGUAAUGAAGAAAGUUUAAUUUUUGGUACAAUAAAUUUAAUUACACCCAAAGAAAUUUUAGAUAGAGCUAUUCGAGGUAUUAAUGAAAUAUAUUCAUUAGAUUAUUUAAAUCAAGAGCACGAUUAUAUAGAUUUGGUUUAUUGUAUUCAAGAUCACCCUUCUUUUAAAGAAAUGCUUCAUUUUUUAAAAUCAAAUUUUGACCACUCUGUAAUUGAAUGGCUAAAUAUGGAUCUGGAAAUUUUAAAUCAAUAUUAUCAACAUUACAAUGAUGACAGGUUAAUUUCAAAUAAAUUUAAUUUUUAUUCUAGGUGCAUACACUUAUAUAUAUCUUUUUCAAAAUAA